This is a messenger RNA of Acanthocheilonema viteae, 1269 nucleotides long. The record is from the annotation of a GenBank genome assembly. NCBI's taxonomy places the organism in Eukaryota, Metazoa, Nematoda, Chromadorea, Rhabditida, Onchocercidae.
AUGUAUGUAGCAGAAGUGCUUACGAAGUGGUUUUCCGUGGGUGACUUGAAAUUUGAAUUCCCUCCUGAAGGAAGUGAGACUAUCGUAGACUUGAAGAAAAUCGUGGAGGAUGAGUAUGGUGUUGAUAUGGAAGGUGCUAAAAGUGACAAUGAAGAGAAGGAAGUGAUACAGUUGGAUAUACAGGGUGCGGGGAAUGAUGCAAACAAAGUGGAUAGUGAUGAUGAUGACUUCCCUGAGUAUGAAAUCCCUGAGGAAGAAUUGGAUUUGAAAAAGGAUGAAAAUGAUGAAGACUAUUGCAAUGUAGAGGUACCAUACUAUAUCAGAGAUUGUAUUGAGGGCCUCAGUGAACAGCACGAUUAUGCCAAAUUUGAAGCUGCAUUCAACGCCUUGAAACCGAUGAUUAGACGACGAGCUGUUGGUUAUGAACAGUCUGCAGAGGAAUUACUUUGCCGACUUAUCGAUCUUAGUGAUCACUUCAAAACUGAACAUUUCCAGGAGAAACGAAUACAGCUUAUUCAAUCGUGUUUGGUAACGAGUCCACACUUGGGUAGCAUUGCUAUUGAUAUUAUGUUUUCGAGGAGAUGUUCGAUGUCAAAUAGAUAUGUUAUUUUAAAGGCUCUGUGCAACGCGGCAUGGGAAUAUUCAUCUCCAACCCAAGUUGCUGAAAACCUUAACACCAAACUUCAAGAAAACAAAUGCAGCAAGGGUUUGAACGAUAGAGGACUGGUUCCCAAAACAAAACGUUUCAUGAAAGCACCAGUUACGGUGCUGAAAGAAAACAGAUUUACACCAAUGGCAAAUUCCUUUUUCUAUCCCUUGACUGCAAUUGACCAGCAUCGUGAACAUCUUGAUCUUAUUGGACGAGAUUCAGAAUUAUUGAGUAGGAUUUUGGUCUGUAUGGGCCAUUUGAUCAGAUGUUCUGGUACUUCUCCAAGUACUGUUAAAAUGGCCAGUACCCUGGCUUAUUUGCUCAUUCCGCUGCGAGUUAAUACGAAUUUUGCGGUGAGACAAGCUGUACUUUUUUGCUAUGCUUCUAUUUGUGCGUCCUUAUCGAGGGAGGUAAUACUGCAGUUCUAUUCAGACGAUAUAAUAGAUUGGAUGGAGUAUGCUACGAGACUAGCUGAAGCUGAUCCAUCGAUAGAAUGUAGAGGGAUGGCGCAAAUUGCUGUUGAAAUGAUUGCUUUAUCUAUUUCUAUGGACAAGCAACGAAUUAACUAUAGUGAUUGGGUAAAAUCAUCACGGCCACAGAAAAAUCGAUUAGUUUCUUGA